AUGGGUUCUUUGCAUGAAUUUGAGGCGUUCAUCCUGCUGGGCCUAGCUCACCUCAGCGCUCUUAACAAACUGGCUUUGGGCUUUACACUUCUAAUUUUGAUGUUGUCAUUAACUGCGCUUCUGUUCACACACAGUCAUUUCAGGGAUCAGAAACUUGUUCCAAAUGUCUUCGUUGUAGGAGGGGAUGAUGCACAGAGCAUCAAGGCAAACCGAGAGCGUUUUCGUAAACAAGCCAAGGAAAUGCUCGAGGAAGGAUACAAGAAGACCGGAGGCGGUUUCUUCUACGUCCCAAGUCCGCUCGGGGAGCGGCUCAUGAUACCGACAAAAUAUUUAGAGGAAUUGAAAACAGCCCCAAUUGAUCACGUUGACUUUGUUGCUACUUUCAUUGAAAUGUUUGAAGGAAAGUAUACAACCAUGGGAAGCCGCUCAACUCUGCAUCCUCGGGUUGUGAAAGGCCAACUCAAUCACCAUUUAGCCGAAAUCAUGCCAGCAGUCCAGAAAGAAAUUCACGAUGCUUUCUGCGAUGUAUUUCCAACUUGUGUAGACUGGACACCUGUUCAAGUUGUGGAUUCUCUUACUCGAAUUGUGGCAAGAGUGUCCAGCUGCAUGUUUGGUGGCACGGAAUUGUCCCGUAACAAAGAAUGGGUUGAGUCAUCUAUAAGCUUUGCAAUUGAUGGCUUCAUUGGCGCACAGAAGCUCAAAGGCUACCCUGAGUUUUUGAAGCCGAUUGUGGCACGAUUCAUUCCGGAGAUCCAAAAGAUCGCAGGACACUAUGCCGCUGCCGAAGCAGCAGCUAUUCCAUUACUUGAGGCACGACGGCGCACCGGGGAAGCAGCGGCUGAUCUCUUAUUCUGGAUGGAAAAACAAGCCAUAAACGAAGAGCAUGAUUCGAAGUUUCUGGCUAGCAUUCUCCUCAAAGUGAGUUUUGCUGCAAUACAUACAAGCGCGGCAGCACCUGCUCAGCUGGUUUACGACUUGUGCGAGAGACCUGACUAUAUUGAACCUUUGCGGGAAGAAAUUCGCAGUGUUGCCGACUGUGAUGGGUUCAUCGACAAAUCUGGGUUCCUUGGCAUGACAAAAAUGGAUAGUUUCAUGAAGGAAAGCCAACGAUUUAAUCCCCUUCUCCUCAUUACUUUCGAGAGAGUCGUCCAUCGACCAUUCACAUUGUCAUCGGGAUUUACGAUCCCAGCUCAUACCACGAUUGGUGUUCCAACACAGGCAAUUAAUAUGGAUAAGUUACUUUAUCCAAAUCCCGAAACCUUUGACCCAUUUCGCUUCUCUAAGCUUAGAAAGGAGCAACCAGAAAUGGAUGGCCGCGCUCAGUACGUUUCGUCAAGCUCGUCCUCGUUGAGCUUCGGAUACGGUAGGCACGCUUGUCCAGGACGUUUUUUCGCGGCACAGGAGAUCAAAGCCAUAAUGGCUUUUCUGUUGCAGAAUUUCGAUAUGCGGUUUACCUCAGGACAGAGUCGCCCAGAAAGCAUGCGCGUGGAAACACAGUUUCUUCCGGACCCAAUGGCAACAGUGGAAUUCAAGAGACGGCAAUGA
Molecule: messenger RNA, 1545 nt
Organism: Colletotrichum destructivum
Lineage: Eukaryota; Fungi; Ascomycota; Sordariomycetes; Glomerellales; Glomerellaceae
Product: Putative cytochrome P450
Exons: 6
Coding region: 1-1545 (514 amino acids)
Molecular function (GO): oxidoreductase activity, acting on paired donors, with incorporation or reduction of molecular oxygen; heme binding; iron ion binding
Source: RefSeq, a predicted model, not a curated record